Molecule: messenger RNA, 2389 nt
Organism: Pelecanus crispus (Dalmatian pelican)
Lineage: Eukaryota; Metazoa; Chordata; Aves; Pelecaniformes; Pelecanidae
Gene: ATXN1
Product: ataxin 1
Biological process (GO): negative regulation of transcription by RNA polymerase II; nervous system development
Cellular component (GO): nucleus
Molecular function (GO): protein binding; RNA binding
Source: RefSeq, a predicted model, not a curated record
AUGAAAUCCAACCAAGAGCGGAGCAAUGAAUGCCUGCCACCUAAGAAGCGAGAAAUCCCUGCCACCAGCCUGCCUUCGGAGGUGAAGCCGGUCCUGCCAAACGAAAACCACCGUGCGGAUAACCUAGCAUGGCUCCCCAGCACACCCGGCGGCCAGGGCAGCCUGGGGGGCCGGCACCGGCCUGGGGGAACAUCGUCGGUGGAGGCGGGCUUGCAGCAGGGUUUGCACAAGUCGCUGUCUGCAGGGCUGGACUAUUCCCCACCGAGUGCACCCAGGUCCGUUCCAGCCUCCACCACUUUUCCCACGGUGUACUCGCCCGCCCUCUCCCAGUCAGGGACCCCUGCACACCUGCAGCACACCUUCCAGUUCGUCGGGCCCCAGUACAGCGGAUCGUACACCGGAUUCAUCCCCUCACAGCUGAUUUCCCCAACGGCCAAUUCUGCGACCAGCGCCGUGGCAGCGGCCACGGCUGUUGCGACCACUCCAUCCCAGCGCUCCCAGCUGGAGGCUUAUUCCACUUUGCUGGCCAGCAUGAGCGGCUUAAGCCAGCAGGGCCACAAAAGUGAGCCGCACCUGGUCAGGACGCCUGGACUGAUCGCUGCCGGGUCUCCUCCACCCACCCAGCAAAACCAGUACGUCCACAUUUCCAGCUCUUCCCAGAGCACUGUCAGAAAUGUCUCUCCUCCAACCAUCCCGGUCCCCCUGCACCCCCAUCAGACAGUGAUCCCGCACACCCUCACCCUCGGCCCUUCCUCCCAAGUGGUGGUGCAGUACACCGACUCGGGGGGCCACUUUGUCACCAGGGACCCCCCCAAGAAGCCUGAGAGCAGCCGGCUGCAGGCGAUGCAAGCCAAGGAGGUACUGAAUGGCGAGAUAGAGAAGAGCCGGAGAUACGGCAUUUCACCCUCUGCCGACAUGGGUCUAGUCAAAGCAGGCAAUAAACCAGCCCCCCAUCAUUACGAGACCAGGCACGUGGUGGUCCACUCGAGCCCCGCCGAGUACGGCGCGCGGGAUUCCUCAGGUGUCCGAGCCUCCAUCAUGGUGGUCCCCAACAGCAGCACGCCCACGGCGGACAUGGAGGUGCAGCAGGCCACCAACCGUGAGACCUCUCCCUCAGCCCUCAAUGACAAGGGAAGCUUGCAUUUAGGAAAGCCAGCCCACCGGUCCUACGCCUUGUCUCCACAGCAGGAUCUGGGCCAUGAGGGGGUGAAGGCAGUGGCCACACUGUCCCCUCACACUGUCAUUCAGACCACCCACAGCGCCUCCGAGCAACUCCCUGUCGGGCUGCCGGCAACAGCCUUCUACGCCGGGACCCAGCCGCCGGUGAUUGGCUACCUGAGCGGUCAACAGCAAGCCAUCGGGUACCCCGGCAGCCUGCCGCAGCACCUGGGGAUCCCUGGCACCCAGGUUGGCGGCGUGGACGUCGAGCCGUCGGGAGUCACGCCUGCGAUCGUCACGUCGUCUCCCCAGUUUGCAGCAGUGCCUCACACGUUCGUCACCACCGCCGUCCCCAAAAGCGAGAACUUCAGCGCGGAGCCCCUCACCACUCAGCCUGCCUACCAGGCCACCAUGGUGCAGGCGCAGAUCCACCUGCCCGUGGUGCAGUCCAUCGCUUCCCCCGCCGCCGCGCCUCCCACGCUGCCCCCCUACUUCAUGAAGGGGUCGAUCAUUCAGCUGGCCAACGGGGAGCUGAAGAAAGUAGAGGACUUGAAAACAGAAGACUUCAUACAGAGCGCGGAAAUUAGCAACGACCUGAAAAUAGACUCCAGCACUGUGGAGAGGAUUGAAGAGAGCCAUAGCCCAGGCAUUGCCGUGAUACAGUUUGCGGUUGGGGAGCAUCGAGCACAGGUCAGCGUGGAAGUCUUGGUAGAAUACCCUUUUUUUGUAUUUGGACAAGGCUGGUCAUCCUGCUGCCCCGAGAGAACCAGCCAGCUCUUUGAUUUGCCAUGCUCCAAACUCUCGGUGGGGGACGUCUGCAUAUCGCUCACGCUCAAGAACCUGAAGAACGGCUCUAUUAAAAAGGGCCAGCCCAUGGACUCAGCUAGUAUCUUGCUGAAGCAUUCAAAGAAUGACAGUCUAGCUGGAAGUAGACACAGGUAUGCGGAGCAGGAAAACGGGAUUAAUCAGGGAAGCGCACAGAUGUUAGCUGAGAACGGUGAACUGAAGUUUCCGGACAAAAUAGGAUUGCCUGCAGCACCUUUGCUCACCAAAACAGAACCCAGCAAGCCCCCGGCAACGAGGAAGAGGAGGUGGUCAGCCCCUGAAACACGAAAACUAGAGAAAUCAGAAGAGGAGCCACCUUUGACUCUUCCCAAGCCUUCUUUUAUUCCUCAGGAGGUUAAGAUUUGCAUUGAAGGUCGAUCCAACGUAGGAAAGUAAAAGUUGUUUG